Molecule: messenger RNA, 2618 nt
Organism: Linum tenue
Lineage: Eukaryota; Viridiplantae; Streptophyta; Magnoliopsida; Malpighiales; Linaceae
Source: the annotation of a GenBank genome assembly
UAGGUGUCAAACUGUCAAAGUUUUACACUUAUCAAUGACCAGACCAGACCCAGCUUGCAAUAAAAAUCUAACCCUCCCCUGCCAUUAUUCUCCUUUCCUCUCUUCUUAUGCAAGAGACAACAGCAUCACUACUAGCUGCUGCUCCUAAGCUACUUAUUAGCUUCAGGAAAAAAAAACCAGAAACACAAAACAGAUAAAGAACGAAGCUUCCCCCCCCCCCCCCCUGUGUUUGUUUCCAUGGAUGCUGCGGACGAACCCAUCUCUCCUACUCCUUCCGAUCAGCUUCCCCUCAACCAGCACAUCUCCAUGUAUCCCCACUUCAAGGUUAAUAGAAGGAAGUCGCGUGGCUCCAGGAUGAAGCCUAGCCAGAUCCACCACCGCCAAUCACCUGACCAACCUGACUCCAACUCUCAACUCGUAAGAUUCUUUUUCUUAACCCUAUUUCGUCUCUCUCUCUCUCUCUCUGUGAAUCUCUCGAGUGGGGACUUCGACUUUUAUUUUUAGGGCGGGAAGCGCCUUCGUUUUCUACUCUGUGCUCAGCUUGCUUCAGCUUUUUCUUGUUUGCUCGCAAUUUCAAUUUGAGGGCUUUCGUUAUCCGUUUGUAAUUAGUGCUGGGUGAAGCAUUCUUGCUAUCUAACUUUUCGCGGGAAAUCCGGGGGUUAUCUCAUAUUUCUCGGAUUUGGGUACUCAAGCUGAGGCCUCCGCGAAAUCUGGGUAGCUGAGUGUUAAUUUCAGUUACGAGCUGCAGCUUCAUAGAUUAGCUUCCUGGAGCUAUUCAGAUUCGAUUGCAGCAUUUUGAGCUGCCCUUUGGGUUGAGCUAAUCAGAGUUGCAGCAUUACGCAGCUUCUGUCCUAUGAAUUCUUCAAAAAUAUAAGUCUUUGUUGAUUUAGUGGUGGCCAUGUGUAACACUUGCUUACUUCUCCUCUGUCGGGUUCAAAGUUUUGAGCUUUCCUAGUAAUUCAGAAGUUCCGACUCCUUAUCUAUUUCUGGUAUAACGUGUUACCAAACGUUAUAAAGUCAGUUUUUUUAAUAGAAAGGAUUGGGACUUCUGUAGUUUGUGAUUGAAUCCGAUGAGGCAGCAUAUAUAAAGCAACUUACUUGGAUAUUCUUCACCUUUGUGCAGGUUUUGUAUGACAAUUCACCCGACUCUAAACGACAAAAGAGAGCUGCUGUGCAUGACUUCUAUGAUGGUGGUGAGGUGAAGUCAUCUUCUGCUCUCGAUCGUGCAGAACAGUUUCGAGCAAAUCUACCUGCUGAUAACCCUAGCUUUGCUAAGACAUUAGUCCGUUCCAAUGUCACCGUUGGAUUCUGGAUGCAUCUCCCUAUGCGGUUUUGCAAAUCUUACCUCCCGAAGUCCGAUACAACUGUUCUUGUUGAGAAUGAAAUUGGAGCAGAAUAUGUAAUCAAUUACAUUGCGGACAGGACAGCUUUGAGUGGUGGAUGGAAGGCCUUCUGUGCUGCACACGAGCUGAUCGAGGGCGAUGUUCUCAUCUUCCAUUUGGUCAAACCCCUAAGGUUUAAGGUGUAUGUAGUGAGAGGAAAUGUUUCUUCUCCCAAGUCCGACGAUGAUCUUCAUAUCCAACACACAGAGGCCAGUGAAAAGCGAAUUAUUUCUGCAAGAGAACCAACUAAGCUGCCGGGAACCCGAGACAGUAAUAAAAGUUCCCUGUCGAGGCAGGACAAUAACGACAAUAAUGAACAAGAAAAGCGUCUUGUAGCAAUCAAUUCAACAACCAAUGCCAAUUUUCAAGAUCACUCCGAAAACAGCUCCGGAAACAUGGAAAUCGUCACAUGUUCUUCAGAGCCCACUGCGCCUGUUGACAUAAUCGACUUCUCUGGCGGCAUAAAAGAGUUCAGUGUGGUGGUCAAUGGCACUGAGAUCGAUUCGGAGCUCUCGGACCACCACCGGCAAAAAUAUUACGAAUUAUGCUGCUCCCAGAGAACAUUUCUGCAUGGGAAUCUCCUCGACAGUAUCAACUGCAAGCUGGCUGCCGAGAUCAUAAUAGGAACAGUAGACAUAGCUGAGUCCAUCAGGGCGUCCACACUGUCGAGCUCUCGCAGGGAGUAUGCUGUAUGGGAGAAGAACCUGAAAGGGUUUCAGCUGCUGGGGAUGAACGUCAGGUUCCUGUGCGAGAGGCUAGAGAAGCUGAUGAAGCUCGCAUUGGAGUCGGAAAAGGCUGUGGAGUCUGAGAGGCGGGAAGUGAAGCUGAGGCAGGAACGAGUGAGCGAGGAGAUGGAGAGCCUGGAAGUGAAGCUUAAGGAGUUGCGAGAAGCGAGGAAGAGGAUCGAUGAAGAGGUCGAGACUCUGAAAGUGACUGCAGAGAGGCAUGAAGUUGUGUUCCAGGAAGUCGUGAAUGCUCCAUGGUGAAAAGAGUUCUUUAAUGUAAUGCUGCCGUUUGAGGCAGUUGUGUACUGUAAUGUUUGUAAUGUUUUAUGCUGUAGGUGUAGGCUUUGUAGGCUUGUAUUUCUAUGUAUGGUGUUGUAUAUCAUUAAUCUGAUUAAAAGCUUGUAACUUUAUGGAUCGUUUGCCACCAUGAAUAGAGUCUAGCUGUAUGAGCGGCAGGACAGCGACCUUUCUAUUUCAUGAGCAGGACGGUUAGUUUUCUGAACCUGCCUCC